Messenger RNA from Betta splendens (Siamese fighting fish), 2931 nucleotides. RefSeq names its product nuclear factor 7, ovary-like. Gene Ontology annotation, molecular function: protein binding; zinc ion binding. The record is from RefSeq and is a predicted model, not a curated record. NCBI's taxonomy places the organism in Eukaryota, Metazoa, Chordata, Actinopteri, Anabantiformes, Osphronemidae.
GGAACAGAGAGGAGUGUUACUUCCUGCUGAAUCUGUUUGUGUGGACUCGGUCCUUUCAGAACCAGAGACGCAGGGACACCACACGUCAUGUGACAGCUGGCUGAGCGCUGCUCUGGUGCCGCCUCAUUAAUCAGAGCCUCGCGCUGCCAGACUCUGGGAGCAGGUGUGCGCUGGCUGCUCGCCACGUUUAUGCCUCUGAUACAUGGAAGGUUUGACUGAGCCACAUCACGCCUGAUGUGUGAUGCUACUGAGCUUAACGCGCAUGUUAACGCUGAGCAGGACGAUGGUUCAAGAUGUCAGCAUUUAUUUACUGUCUCAGUUUCUGUUUGAAAAGAAAAUUGAACUGAAAUUUCACCUUCCUCCAAAAGCCCCCAGUCAGUGAAAGCCUUGUCACAUGUUCACACCCACCACUGUCUCCUUUCUGUUGCUGCCUGUUUUUUCCCCUUCUUUUCUAUUUCCAGAGCUAAAACUGUUUGAGGCAGAUGGCCGCCCACUUUCUCCUGGUGCUGCUCAGUGACGUUUCUAUAGAACUCUACAGAGUUAGGUUCUGUGUUCCAUAAACCGUGGUGGUAUAAAGAGCCUGUGGCCGUCUUACAGACAAAAUGAAUAAAGAUAACAUACAUACAGCCUUUAUUGAUCCCCUUAGAAGUCAAAUGAAUGUCUCUCUUCCAAAAUAUCCUUUAUCUGUGAGAUUUCCUGAUAAAUGACUGAAUAAGAGAGAGACUGAAUAAAAAAAUAAAGUAACUUUCUCCUUUGUUCAACCGUUGACUCUAAACAUUCAAUAGUAUAGAAGCAUAAAUCAUAUUACAUUCUAUUAUAGAAAAUUCAUAAAUAUAGAAACCAAAGCCUUCAACCUAAACACAGAUUAGAAUUUUGAACUCUGUUGCAUCAUCUUCCUGUAAUCUUCCUGUAUGUAUGACUCAAACCAGGAAACAGUUUGUUCCUGUUCAACACUGAUCAGAAUGACAGACUGAAAAAUCAGAUUCAGCUUCAGACCAAACUACCAACUUCCUGUGAGUGAGUCCAGCUCCAGGAGAGAAAAGUGGGAAACUCCACCUGCUGCUUCAAGCCACUGACGCUCCACGGACUGAAGCUUCACUCAGACACUAAAUGGCUUCCAGAUCAGAGAAGGAUCUCUGCUGUCCAGUCUGUCAGGACGUCUUUACAGAACCUGUUGUUCUGUCCUGUAGCCACAGCUUCUGUAGAGCCUGUCUGAAGACGUGGUGGAAAGAGAAACUAACACAAGAGUGUCCAGUCUGUAAGAGAAGAUCUUCAAGAGAAGAUCCACCUUUAAACCUGGUGUUAAGGAACCUGUGUGAGUCCUUCUUACAGGACAGAGCUCAGAGAUCUUCAGAGACUCUCUGCAGUCUGCACCAAGAGAAACUCAGACUCUUCUGUCGGGACCAUCAGCAGCCAGUUUGUCUCGUCUGCAGAGAUUCAGAAAAACACACCGACCACAGAUUCAGACCCAUCGAUGAAGCUGCAGACGAUCAAAGAGAGAAUCUGAAGAAAUCCCUGAACACCUUAAAGGACAAACUGGAGCUGUGUCAGAAAGUGAAAGAGAUUAAGGAGCAGUUUAAGAAGCUUCACCGCUUUCUAAAAAAGGAAGAGGAGGCCAGGAUGGCUGCACUGAGGGAGGAAGAGGAGCAGAAGACUCAGAGGAUGAAGGACAAGAUGGAGGCUCUGAGCAGAGACAUAGCAGCUCUGUCAGACACAGUCAGAGCCACAGAGGAGGAGCUGAGAGCUGAAGACGUCUCCUUCCUGCUCAACUACAAGGCUGCAGUGGAAAGAGUCCAGCAGCGCCCCCUGCUGGAGGAUCCACAGCUGCCCUCAGGAGCUCUGAUAGACCAGGCCAAACAUCUGGGCAACCUGAGCUUCAACAUCUGGAACAGGAUGAAGGACGUGGUCUCCUACACUCCUGUGGUUCUGGAUCCAAACACUGCUCAUCCAAGACUGAUCCUGUCUGAAGAUCUGACCAGUGUGAGAGGAGGAGACAAACAGCCGCUUCCUGAGAAUCCAGAGAGGUUUGAUAAAUACUGGUCUGUUCUGGGCUCUGAGGGUUUUAACUCAGGGACUCACAGCUGGGAUGUGGAGGUUGGAGACAGUACAGCCUGGACACUGGGUGUGUUAACAGAAUCUGUCCAGAGGAAAGGACUCAUACAGUCUGGAUUAUGGAGAAUACGGUUCAAUGCAGGUAAAUACUUUGCAUGGUCACCACCAGCUCCAACCACUGAUCUCCCAGAGCAGAAGAAUCUCCAGAGGAUCAGAGUGAAUCUGGACUGGAACAGGGGAAAGCUGUCUUUCUCUGAUCCUGAUACUAACACACACAUACACACCUUCACACACACUUUCAAUGAGAAACUGUUUCCGUACUUUAACACUGGGGAUAAACUGAGUAUUUCAUCAGUGAAGGUCUCUGUGGCAGUGGAUCAGAGACAAAGAUGAUGUUACAUUCAUUUUGUUUGUUUCUUCACUGACUUCAAACUUAUCACUCAUUUUUAUUCUAAUUAAUCUUUUUUGUAUUUCAUUGACUUUUAGUUUUUAUAGUCAUUUGUCCCAUACAGUAGGGAAAAAAGUAUUUAGUCAGCCACCAAUUGUGCAAGUUCUCCCAGUUAAAAAGAUGAGAGAGGUCUGUCAUUUUUAUCAUAGGUGAAUCAUGGAGGAAAAUAAAUAUUUAUAGAGUCAUUUGUCCCAUAUGUGAAACAUUAUUUGUUUAACCUUUUCAUUUUAUACAAUCUGUAUCAAUGUCAUUUAUUGGUAAGUACCAAGGUACCAUAAAGUUUAGAAAUCGAUGACUCAACAAUGUUUUUAGCUGUAAAAGUAACACACAUUGUUCUUCAUAAAUAAAAAGCAAAUAGUUUAUUUUGUAUUUAAAACUUGGAUAAAGGAUGAUCGCAACAUUAUGAGUCACGUAAACGUUCUUGUCGGAGG